Messenger RNA from Chilo suppressalis (striped riceborer), 5015 nucleotides. Lineage: Eukaryota; Metazoa; Arthropoda; Insecta; Lepidoptera; Crambidae. The record is from the annotation of a GenBank genome assembly.
CAGUGACAGACACCCCAACUUGAAAAGUUGUGACGAAAUUCAAAAUAUUUUAUUUUUAUCAGUGAGUAUGAGUAAAUAGUGCUGAAUCUGUGCAUUAUCAAUAUCACAGUACCGGGCUCUGAAGUGCUCUGUUAAACAUAUAUUUUUUCUGAUUUUCUUUUUUCAGUGUUUGGAAAAAAAUGUUGACGCGUGCAGCAGUUAGAGCUUUUUCCUCGGAAGCUCUGAGUGUUGUCAACAAUGUUGCUAAGCAACAAUUUACUAUAACAAUCCGUGAUGUCGAUGCACAGUUGAGCUACGACAGAAGUGGUCAAAACAUAACAUUCAUACACACAAAUGUGCCACAAGAAUUUCAAGGUAAAGGUGUUGGGAAAGUAUUAGCCAAGUAUGCAUUUAACUAUGCACUUGAAAACAAACUAGAUGUUACAUGCAAAUGCCACUUCCUAGCAAAGUACUAUGAGGAUAACAUAAACAAAUACAAAGAUAUUAAGAUCAAGUUGGACUUAGAAUAAUCAAAAUGGAUUUAUUGUGGUUUAGAUGUAAUGUUCAUUAUUAUUUAAGAGAAAAAUAUUACAAUAAAGUCAAGAAUCUUGCAUUACAAGCAUGUUCUCAUUUUCAUGACACAGCUGAAUUUGAUUUCUACAAUGGGUUGGCUAGUAUACUACAAGGGCAAGUGCAGAAGGGCAUCAAUGAACUCACUCCAUUGCAAUCAGAUAAAGACGUACAAUUAGCUGUAGUUAUGGCACUGAUAUAUGGAUAUAAAACUACUAAUGUAUCAGAUAGAGAUGUGCUACAUAAUCUUGAAACCAAGUUAAAGGAGGAAAAGAAACAAGCAACAACUAUGUCAUUCUACUAUGCUGGUUUAUUUCUGUCACUAGCUGAUAAAUAUGAAAGAGCUUCAGAAUAUAUAAAUAAAGCUUUGAGAAAAGAUUCUAACAAUUUAGAAGCUCUAAUUUUGAAAGGUUGGAAUGAUAUGUAUAUGAAUUUAGGUAACAUCCAAAUGUCGAUUUUGGAUUGCCUAGAACUAGUUUUAAAUAAAAGUGACAGAAAUAUUGAAGCUCUACUUGGAUUGGCCAGAUUCAAAUACUUUAAUAAAGAUUUUGAAGCAUCUAAUAUGACUUUGGAUAAACUUAUAGUGAACAAUCCUGGACAGGUUGUACCUCUUGUUGAGAAAAUGAAAAAUGAAUUUGCAUUGCAAAAAUGGGAAGCUGUUUAUGAUACAAUGGAGAGAAUAUCUGCUAUAGAACCUGAGAAUAUAGAAGCACAUAAAAUUAAAAUAUUUCUCACUCUCUGCAAAAACUCUGAUUACAUAGAAGCAGCUGAUCAACUCAAUAAGCUCUUUUCCAUUCUUGAAAAUGAAGAAACUCAUAAUGGUUACCAAUUCUAUACAGUUACACAAAUAUUUUCGAGAAUUUGUGGCAGAUCUAGUGCAGUACUAUCACAAGUUUAUAGAUGUGCACAAUAUGCAUCUGAAAUGUAUUCUAAUAAUGUGGAAUAUUUAAGUGAAGUUGGAUAUCAGUGCAUUCUGCAAGGAAAAUACAAAGAUUCAUUGAACUUUUUCAAAGCAGCAAGUAAGAUCGACAGCAAUUCAAUCACGGCCUUAUGUGGAUUGACACUUUGUCAAAUGUUUGAAAAUGGGCCAACAGAUCAAAUAGCACAGCAAGUGGAAUUGUUAUUUGAAAUGCAAGGGAACAAUAAGUUACCUAUUUUGUAUCUACUGUCUGCCCAGCUGAAUGUAAAAAAUUCAGCUCAUGCUAUUUCAUUUCUUAAUACUGCGUUUGAAGCAAGACUGGCCUAUGCCAAUCUAUACCCUUACAGCUUGAAUUAUAUCAAAGAAUUAGAUCCGGAUUUUCUUUUAGAUGUCUUUAAAGAAUACAGAAAACAUUUACCAAAGAAGCCUUAUAUAAUUUUUGGGUACAUAUUAUACUUCCAAGAAGGAAAUAAUUCUGCCGUCACCAAUUGCUUCAAAUUACUGAACACCAUAUGUGAAGCAUGCCCAGGAUUAAUAGCUGGUUUAUAUGAGUUAGCUAAACUAAAAUUCUUGUUUGGCUAUGCAGUUGAUGCACAGAAGUUAGCUGAGAAAAUUAAUGAAAUCGACGGUACUCAUGCUGGCUCUCAAAUUUUGCUAGCUCAAAUUUAUAUUCAACAGCAAUCAUUCACAAAAGCUGCCCAGUGCUUAGAAAUGUGUUUAAGCUAUAAUUUUAAAGUAAGAGACAGUGCUAUGUAUCACUUUCUCAAUGGAGUUAUUUUAAAAAGUGUGAAUCAAAUUCAAGAAGCUCUCUCUAGUUUUACCACCAGUUUGCAGAUAGCGACAAGUAAAACAUCAAAUAAUUCAAGCCGGCUUUACGAUUCAGAUUUAAAUAUUAUUGACAAAGCUACAUUAUUUUUGCAAAUAAUUGAGAUAAACACUGUAUUGGGACAGUUUGCUGAAGCUGGAAAAGUCAUGCAGGAAGCCAUACAAGAACUUUCUUUCACCUCAGAGGAAAGUCGUUUAUCAAUAGCCAAAGCUGAUUUAGCUCUAAAGAAAGGCGAUGUAGACAGUGCUAUCGAUGUUCUUAAUGAAAUAAAGCCUGGACAACCCUACUUCUUCCAAGCGCACAGUAAAAUGGCGCACAUUUAUUUGAAGGAGAAGAAUGACCGUGCCAUGUUCACAGCAUGCUUCAAAGAGAUCGUCAACAGUCAUCCUAUGGCUGACGCACACACUAUGAUGGGGGAUGCCUACAUGUCUAUUCAUGAGCCAGUCCAAGCGGUGGAAUCUUACGAAGCAGCUUUAAAGGGCAACCCCAAAGACAUACAAUUGAUUAAAAAGCUCGGCAACGCCUUGGUCAAGAUGCAUGAGUACGACAGAGCGACCCAACAUUAUGAAAACGCCGUUAAACAGUUGAAAGAUGACGAUAUCAUGUUCGAAUACCUCGAGCUGCUCAUUAAACUAAAACAUUACGAUAAGGUAGAUUCCACAAUAUCAUAUGAAUUGAACCAGUUGUACAAUAAAGAAAAGGACAUUAAUUCACUCAAGAGGCGUGUACGUUACCUUCUGAUACAAGCAAAAUGUAGGGAAAUGAAAAACCCUACAGCUGGCAAUACUAACUUAAUCUUGGCUGAAGCUAGAGACAUACAGACGGCGAUAGUUAAAAGAAUAGAAAUAGAUGCAAGAGGAGAUUUGCAGGAAGAGAAGCAGAAAUUGUCAACGGUGCUUUGUGCAUUGGCUAAAGUAAAAUCGUUCAGAGAACCAGCCGUAGCAACGAAUCUGUAUUCGGAAGCGUUGAUCCAUUUGCCAAAAGAUCCUUCGACAUUACUGGCGCUGGCUAAAUUAUAUGCACACAUAAAUUAUUCGGAGAAAUGCGAGCAGACUUGCGCAGUACUGUUAAACGCUGACCCCAACAACGAGUCAGCGGCGGUCAUGAUGGCUGAUUUGGCGUUCCGCAAGGUGGAUCUUGAAACAGCUCAGCGACACUUGACUCAAAUAUUAUCCGUGAAACCGACGAGCUGGGAAGCGCUCGCGCAAUUGAUAGAAGUACAAUGGAGACGGGGGAAACUGUUGGAAACGGAACAACCAUUGGAGACGGCAAAACUGGCGUUAGAAGACCAAGAAGAUCCAGGAUACUAUUACUGUGUGGGACUGAGUUCCCUGUACAGCGGCAAAGCUAAUGCCGCAUUGAGGCAGUUGAAUCACGCGCGACGUUCACCGAGCUUCGGACAGAGUGCGGCGAGGAAAAUGGUCCUUCUAUGCCUGUCGCACCACGCCCCUGACAGUUUGGCUGAAACCUUCGCAAAUGCUAACGAGGAGUCUGACACGCGUAUGUUAGCGCUAAGGACGGCAGAGAAACUCCUAGUAGAAGUGACUCCAGCUGAAAGGAAAUCUCUUCAAGCGUUACUCCAACUCGCUACCAAACUGAAGCAGCAGGCAGAACGAGUGCUGCAAGACUUGCUGCCUCUAGCGACAGAAGAGACUUACCAGGACGACCCCUACCUGAUACUUGCUAUAGCUAACGCGUAUAACAUUAUCAAACAACCAACCCGGGCGAAAAAUGUUUUGAAACGUACUAUUUCGUCGAUACCUUGGUCGCCAGAAAACGCUGAAGGUUUGGAACGAUGCUGGCUGGAAGUCGCUGAAAGUCAAGUAAGUUCAGGUAGAACGGAAGCGGCGAGAGAACUGUUGGCGAAAAUACUCCAUCACAAUAACUCUUGUGCUGCAGCCUAUCAAUACUUGGGCUACUUAUCAGAAAAGGAACAAAACUACAAAAGUGCCGCGCAAAACUACGACAGCGCUUGGCAGCACGGUGGCAAGACGGAUCUCGCCGUUGGCUACAAACUCGCACAUUCCUACCUGAAGCUCAAGAAGUACCCAGAAUGUAUAGUAGUCUCCAGGCAUAUUUUGAAAGUCCAUCCGGACUAUCCGAAGAUCAAGAAGGAGAUCUUAGAAAAGGCUAAAACCAAUUUGAGGACUUAAUUUUGUAUUGUGAAAAUUUUGGAUCAAGUUUUCGGCACAUUUAUGUGGUGUGAAUAUUAUGCAGUAAUGUAUCUCAAAAAUCAAUGAAACAGACAUUAUCCCGAAAUACAUUGAAGUUACAUCAUCUUUUUUAUAUAAAGCUGAUAACAAAUAGAAAUAAAUAUACGAUUGUUCCUGUUCAAAGUAUUCUGAAGAAACUGAAACGGAUCGCCAUUGAAACGCAGAUAAAGUAUCCUAUUGAAACACAAAGUGUGACAAAAUUAUGUCCUCUGUGAGGAUAGUUAAAGUGAGCUUGACUUUCAAUAACAAAACAACAUGCAAUAAAAACAAUUAAUGGAAAAUUUUACAGGAAGUCACAAAUAUUGCCCUUAGCUAGAUUAUAUUAAGCCACUUAAGCUUUAACACCAAUGUCUUGUUUUCACACUUUUCAAAUGAACUGUACAUAAUCUAUGGCCUGAAAAAAGUGUAUUUUCAUUUUGCUUAUAUAUCUUAUAUUUAAGAAAUAAAUGAAUUAAUUUCUUUCGAAUAAAAUAAUUGUGAUAACAAUAAAACGAUAAAUUGCAACAUG